Oncorhynchus kisutch (coho salmon) is the source of this 11017-nucleotide messenger RNA. RefSeq names its product Rho GTPase activating protein 33 (gene arhgap33). Gene Ontology annotation, molecular function: phosphatidylinositol binding; protein binding; GTPase activator activity. Gene Ontology annotation, cellular component: actin cytoskeleton; fibrillar center; cell cortex. NCBI's taxonomy places the organism in Eukaryota, Metazoa, Chordata, Actinopteri, Salmoniformes, Salmonidae. The record is from RefSeq and is a predicted model, not a curated record. The transcript is spliced from 24 exons. Gene Ontology annotation, biological process: small GTPase-mediated signal transduction. The coding region runs from base 709 to 6282 and encodes 1857 amino acids.
CGUUUCCAUAAAAUACACAUCACUUUGAGUUUUGGUAUCGGCGGAUAGUCUGCUUAUCCACAUUUCAACCACACGUGUGUAGAAACGUCUCAUUGCCUGAACUGAGGCAAUGAAUGCAGCCUACUAACGAUGUAGAAAGGACGAUUUUGCAUGAACCGAGAACUUCUUCAGAUUUCUAACUAACAAAUUAUGUCGUCUAUAAUAUGGAGACAGUUGUCUACAUUUUCAUCAGGAUCUCGCUGAAAAUUUGUUUUUUUGCCAAGGCAACGAACUAGAUUUCGCCACCCCCUCGUUGUUCCAGUCACUCCUCACAGUCCUGUCUUGGAGGGCUGGUUAGGAGGUCCUUUUUCGUGUUAGAUUCACAACUAGCAAUGAUGCUUCAAUAUUUUCUAAAUGUGAGUUAAACUGUUGGCAUAGUUUGCUAACGUUAUAUAUAAAGAAGCGGAGGGCCACUUUAACGAAUGCAUCAAUCAAACAUUAAUUUAAACCAGUGACAUUGGAAUUUGAAGACGGAGCCCAUCCGACCCUUUUCCCCCGAACCUGGAUAUCGGAAUGGUGUGUCGUGACCCCAGUGGGUUGGGAAAUGCACCAUGUUUACACGCGCUAUGAGCCGGACAGUCAUGUCUGGCUUGGAGCACCGAUAAUCUGGACACUUCCGGGGAGCCCACUACCCGCUCCGUGGGCACCACUGCCAACUUGAAGGGGAAGAUGAGCAAGAGGCUGUCUGUUGUGAAAGGUCACUUCCCUAAGCUCGUUGACUGUGCCCACUUCCACUAUGACAAUGUGGAGUUUGGCUCCAUCGAGUUGCAGUUUGCGAACGAGCAGAGCGAUGCCAGCUGGAUCUCGGGCUCUGCCAAAGACCUGGUUUUCCUGGUGCAGGUGUCCUGCCAGGCUAAGACGUGGAUGGUUCGGCGCACCUAUGAGGAGUUCCGUACUCUGGACGCUCACCUUCACCAGUGUAUCUACGACCGGCGUUACUCCCAGCUGCUGCCCCUGCCACCUCUCAGCGAGAUCGGGGACAGGGUAGAGAUCUUCACCCCGCUGCUGUCGGAGUACCUGAGCCGCCUCUCCAUGAUCGUGGACAACAAGCUCAACUGUGGGCCUGUGCUCACCUGGAUGGAGAUUGACAACCGUGGGAAUCGGUUCCUCCUGAAAGAGGAAGCUUCGCUCAAUGUUCCCGCCAUCGCCGCUGCUCAUGUCAUCAAGCGCUACACGGCGCAGGCCAGCGACGAGAUCUCCAUUGAGGUGGGAGAUAUCCUGUCUGUAAUUGAUAUGCCACCCAAAGAGGACUCCAACUGGUGGAGGGGGAAGCAUGGCUUCCAGGUGGGCUUCUUCCCCAGUGAGUGUGUGGAGCUCAUCAACGAGAAGCCUCAGUCCGCCGCUAAAAUAGAUGGAGAUCCAGCCAACUCCAACGCACCAGGACCUCCCUCUCCUACAUCCGUUUCUAAGAAGCACGGCAAGCUGAUGGGAUUCCUGCGCAACUUUAUGAAGUCCAGACCCACCAAGCAGAAGCUCAAACAGAAAGGAAUUCUUAAGGAGAGGGUGUUCGGCUGCGACCUGGGAGAACACCUCCUCAACUCAGGACUGGACGUUCCACAGGUUCUGAAGAGCUGCUCAGAGUUCAUAGAGAAGCAUGGUGUGGUGGACGGCAUAUACAGGCACUCUGGAGUCUCCUCCAACAUUCAGAAACUCCGACAUGAGUUUGACAGUGAGAAUGUUCCAGACCUGACCAAGGAUAUGUACAUGCAGGACAUCCACUGUGUGGGGUCCCUGUGUAAACUCUACUUCAGAGAGCUGCCCAACCCCCUGCUCACCUACCAGCUGUACGACAAGUUUGCUGACUGUAUGGGAGAGAUGACGGACGACGAGCGCAUGGUGAAAGUACAUGAUGUCAUCCAGCAGCUCCCACCACCGCACUACAGGACCCUGGAGUACCUCAUUAGACACCUGGCUGGUCUGGCCACCUGCAGCGGAGAGACCAGCAUGCACAUCAAGAACCUGGCCAUCGUCUGGGCCCCCAACCUGCUCAGGUCUAUGGAGAUCGAGGCGGUGGGUCUGAGUGGUGCUGACCCAUUUAAGGAGGUGCGGAUCCAGUCUGUGGUGGUGGAGUUUCUCCUCGGUCACGUGGACGUGCUCUUCAGUGACUCCUUCACCUCUGUAGGACGCUUCACAGGCACAGGGCGGCACUCUCUGACCAGGCCCAAGUCCUUUGUGUCCGCCAGGCUGCUCUCCCUAGAAGAGGCCCAGGCCAGGACACAGGCUCCUCUGCUCCUCCAGGGGGCGCCAGUCCAGUUCCAGGGCCAGUUCCACACCGUGCUGGACCACCCUGUCGACAGGAGGAAGAGAGGGCUGAAGGUACGGAAGGCAGCUGGAGGGAGCUGGAAGACGUUCUUUGCGAUCGGGAAGCCCCUGGGGGCGGGGCAACGUAAACCAAUGAGGAUCAGCUCCCUGUUCCAGCCCGCCACCUCACAUGCAGGUUGUCGUGUGGACAGUGUGACCCUGCGUUCAGCUAAGAGUGAGGAAUCCUUAUCAUCACAGCACAGUGGAGCAGGACAGUCUAUCCGUCUGCGGCGGCCCCGCUCCAGCAGUGACGGUCUGUCUUUGGCUGCCUCCAUGGACCCCCAGCACCUGCCCCAGCGCCCCCCGUCCCGCCUGCCUUCCAGCCGCUCGUAUGACAGCCUGCUGCCUGAGGACCGCCGGCCCAGGGAUGAUGGAGACGAUGAGCAGGAUGAAGACGAGGAAGGCAUCUACAUGCUGCCUGACUUCUCCAACCAGGACCCGGCUGCUUCCUGGAUGGCCGAGGACGUCAUUGACUUCAGCCCCACCUUCCUGGAGGACGGACCAAUCGGCUUGGGCAGCAGCAUAGUCACCGCGGGUGGCAGGGAGUCCCCGCCCACUGCCACGCCCCCUCCCUACCGCUGCCUCAGCCACCAAGGACACUCUCACUCCAGCAGCCAGCGCUCAAUCACAGAGGACCCCGACUCGGUGCUCAACCAAUCGGAUGCGGCCGUCAGGAGAAGUCUGAUCAUUGCCGCCACAGCCCCGCCCCUUCAGGUGUUCUGUCAACACAGACCGGCCAAUACCAGCCCAUCUGCCGGCCAAUCAGGGGAGGGUGCCAACCUGAGUACCUCACACAGUCAAGGCCAGGGCCAGCCCACUACACCUGUGACCUCUGCUCAGCCCCCGCCAGAGAGAAGAUCUUUCACCCGGAAGAUGGUGAACGCCUUCUCACAAAAAGCCCCCAAGUCCCCUACACUAGACAUCUCUGACCCUGUAUCCAUCAGCGUCCCAGCUAAGGUGUUGGACAUGAUUGGCGGGCGAGCUGGUGAAUUACAGCCUGGCAUCCCGAGCAGCGGCCCCUCCCAGUCGCAGCCGCCUCAGAUGAUCUCCAUGCUGCUGAGGUCAUGUGACUUCCAGCUGACGGAGAGCUGCCAGCAGGAGAUCCGCAGCAAACUGGGCCCCGAGGCCAAGAUCAGAGGACAGGGUAAUACGGGACCCACCGGCCCCCCCCUGUUCGCCCAGCCUCCCCCUCCCCCUCCAAAAAACCCAGCACGCCUCAUGGCCCUGGCCCUGGCUGAGAGUGCCAACAAGGCCCUGAGACAGGGCGCCUCGCCCCCCUACCGCCCCCCUCAGUCCCGGUCCCAGGACGCAGCCGACACCCGCUACCAGAGGUCCCUGUCUGCCGACGCAGGAGAGCUGCUGUCCUCUGACCCCAAUCAGCUCUACUCCACAGUGCGCCCCCUGUCUGUGUGGAUGACCGAGGGAGAGGGAAACGCGACAGAGACUGCAGCAGAUACAGGACACGGCCAGGGAGAGAGGACUCCAGGACAGGUGUGUGGGAGUGUGCACAUGUCUGAUACGGGGACCCUGUCCUCUGAGACGUCUGACUCUGUGGCGUCCAACUCGGAGCUGUCUGGUGGGAGCGCCUCUGGAGACGACCAGACCCCCAGCCCCAUCUACAAGAACCAGAAGCAGCUGCCCCAGUCACAGCCCCCCAAACCAGGCCAGUCUGGGGAGAGACCUAGCCCCACUGAGUCCCAGUCUCAGAGGAAGCCCCCAGCCUACUCACGCCAGUUCUCUGCCCCUCACCUCCAACAGAAAUCAACCUCCACCCAGUCCAAGCCGUCCUCAGCCCACCCCCAGCUCCUGCACUCCAAGUCAGAGUCCCCUCUGACUCAGGCCCGUGCCUUCCAGCCCACCCGCCCCAAAGUACCCCCUAAGCCCCUGGAUCUGGAGCGUCCCCACAGAGCACCACUGGCCCAGACUGAGAUGCGUCGCUCCCUGGACUCAGGGCGCAUCAGGCGGAUCUUUGGUCAGCAGGGGAACCCUCCUCUGGCCAGAGCCUUCUCAGAGCGUCUGAGUGGAGCUCCAGACCACCUCACCCGCUACCUCGCAGCCAGCCAACCAUCCCCGGGUCAGCAGCCGCCUCAGCAGGCCCAGAUCCGGCCCAUGCCCCUCUCCUCCACCUCAGAGGACCAGGGAAGGAUGGAAAACUUCUACUACGAGAUUGCCGGGCCUGAGAACCCGCAGGGCCCCCCCAGCUACGCCCGCCACAGCUACCAGAACAUGAGGCUGGACCUGGAGGGUAACUUCCGCCCAGCCCCCCACCCAGAGACCAACAAAAGGUCCAUCUCUCGGGGGCAUCACCCUCCCCAACCUCUCCACCACAACCAGGGUGGACCCAGGGAGAGUGGGCCCCAGCUCUGGUCCAAAGAAGCCACGCGGGCUUGGGCAGCCGCCCACUCCCAGUCCCAUUCAUUCUCCCACGGACACUCUCACCACCACUCCCAGGACGGCUCCACCCACCACCAUCACCCCUCUCACCCCCGGCCCCAGCGCCAGACCUCCUCCUCAGUCCGGCUGGCCCGUAGUGAGAUGCACCCCCUCCCCUCCUCCUCCAUGGUUCCCCUGGCGCUCCACCAGCACCAACGCAACCUCCACCGCUCCAACAGGUCAGCCUCUACAGACCUCACCGCCUCCCAGCUACACCCCUAUUUUGAAAACGGGAAGGUGUGCUAUCGUAAGCCAGAGGAUGCUCCUCUGAAUCUGAGCCAGCCUCCCCAGGGCAAGUCUCUCCAGGGCCAGCCAUCCCAGCCCUCUCCUCCCCAUGCCCACAGACCGACCUCCAAGGACCUUUCUGAGCCCAUCUACGUCAACUUCCCUUUCCCCAGCCCCUCUACUGGGGCCCAAAAGAGCUGGACCAGCACAGACCUGGAUGGAGACUCUCCACAGGAUUUUGAACCUCUUGCCUUGCCAAACGACCCCCCUCCCCCAGAGGACCAGAGACAGUCCUCCCCCCACCUGGCCCCUGACCAGGGAGGCUCCACCAGCGUUAGCCUCACCCCCUCCACUCCAGACAGCCCAGCCGCCCACAACGACUCGACUGCAACGACCCCAGGGAGCAUCCAGGAGAGCGACUUCCUCCCAGCUCCCACAGCGUCUACAUCGACAGGGAUCCACUGCCGCAGCCGCUCAGACCCCCAGAGCUCCAGCUGUAGUACAGAGCCCAUCCAGGGCCUGUCGGGGAAGGAGAUUGCCUCCCUGCUGAUAGAGAAGCUGGCUGAGGAGGAGAGGGCUGAGGGUCCCUCCACAGUCACCUCCUCCUCUGCCUCCACCAGCUCCUCCCCUGCCAUGGAGCACCCUGCCAACCCCUACCCCAGCCAGCAGCACAACCAGUCCCCGCCUGCCUAUAAUGUCUACACCCCGGGCCCCUCACGGAUCAGGGCUCCUCAGAGGGCUGGGGCAGGGGGCUUCCAACGCCAAGACCCGCUCCGGAGGUCCUCGCCCGGGGGCCAGUACAGGCAGGCCUUUGACGUCAUGCCCUCAGGCGAUCAGGUGCUCAAAUACUACCGGACCCAAGACUUUACCCAGGGAGAGCACCAGAGCUCUGGCGCUAACCCCUACCCCCCAUGGCAGCACUACCAGGAGCCCCCCUACCCCAUCCAGAGCCCCCAGGACCCCUGCUCCUCCAGCUACCCCAGCCAGCCCCUCUUGGAGCCCUCAGACUCCCCGUCUGCAGCCUUCUCCAACCUGACGCUGGGGGCCCCCAGGCCCUACCCCGGCCAGCCAGGAGGCCUCCAGUACAGCCGGUACCCAUUCCAUCCUGGCCCGAUGCUGGGCCAAUACCCCAACCCUCCCCUCCGCAGAGAUGUGGUCCACGAGCCGGGGCUGCGGCCGCAGGGUCUGAGGAACCAGAGAGGGCUGGCACGGCAGGGCAGCUUACCUGGACCAUCACCCAAUUGGACCAUCCAUACUGAGGGUCAGACACGCAGCUACUGCUGAGGAGGAGCACAAAGUAGACUUUUACACACGGUACCCUAUAAGACUGAAUGUGAAAGAGAGAGAAAGAGCUAGGAAGAGACCAUGUAAAACUCUCAUGGUCCACAGAGAAAGGGAACAGGACGAUAGAAAUUCUUCCUGGAAACGUGAGACAACCGGUCAUGUCUAGAAAUGGGACCAUGGGCAAGGCAUUCUGGGGUAGCUAGACAUACAGUCCAGUUUCCUGUUUGAACAUUCCCUGGGGCCUAUCACCACUUCCCACCUGCAACCACUGGACCAAUGAGAAAGAAGGGAACAAUGAUGGAAGGCGAUAAAGAGAUGAACCGAAAAGUGGCUUAGAUUUGAAAACAUUCCAGAGCAGACUGUUGUUGUGAACAUUGAGAAAGAAUGGCGAAUAGCUGCCAGGGUCUUUUCUGGAUCAAAAUGGGGCUUAUGUGGUGGGCGUGGCCAAGCGACAAUUUUAGAGGCCCUUCUGUUGGCCGCAGUGACAAAAUGUAGCGGUUUCAAGCAAAUUUUGUGCAAUUCUACUCAUUUUGCCAUGUGACGGAGAUACAAUUUGACAGUUUUAAAGCAUAUUUUCUCCAAUUCAAAAAAUCUGGUGGCCCCCAUGCUAUGACAAAAAUUCCUGAAUGCAUAAUUUGGGGAAUUUUAGAUUCUCCCUGAUUGUCUAGCUUUUAUUUAGGUGAUGCUUAGUUCUCAAAGAUGAUCUUAUUUAAAAAAAAAAAUAUAUAUAUAUAUAGGUUCAUUAUCUUUUCUACGUACUUCACAUCUCAUUUUAGUAAUUUAAGUUUACAAAUUGAAAAUGUUUUCCCAUUCUGAAAAUUAUUUAUUAUAUAUAUAUAUAUAUAUAUAUAUACACACACACACACACACACACACACACACACACAGUACCAGUCAAAAGUUUUGACACAGCUACUCAUUCAAGGGUUUUUCUUAUGUUCUACAUUGUAGAAUAAUAGUGAAGACAUCGAAACUUUGAAGAAUCUUAAACAUGUUUUGGUUCCUACAUUAUUCCAUGUGUUAUUUCAAAGUAACCACCCUUUGCCUUGAUGACAGCUUUAGCAUUCUCUCACCUGGAAUGCUUUUCCAACAGUCUUGAAGGAGUUCCAACAUAUGCUGAGCACUUGUUGGCUGCUUUUCCUUCACUCUGCGGUCCAACUCAUCCCAAACCAUCUCAAUUGGGUUGAGGUCGGGUGAUUGUGGAGGCCAGGUCACCUGAUGCAUCACUCUCCUUCUUGGUCAAAUAGCCCUUAUACAGCCUGGAGGUGUGUUGGGUCCUUGUCCUGUUGAAACACAAAAGUAUAGUCCCACUAAGCGCUUGAAGAAACUUUGAAAGUUCUUGACAUUUUACGGAUUGACUGACCUUCAUGUCUGAAAGUAAUAAUGGACUGUUGUUUCUCUUUGCUUAUUUGAGCUGUUCUUGCCAUAAUAUGGACUUGGUCUUUUACCAAAUAGGCCUAUCUUCUGUAUACCACACCUGCCUUGUCACAACACAACUGAUUGGCUCAAAUGCAUUAAGAAGAAAAUAAAUUCCACAAAUUAACAUUUUAACAAGGCACACCUGUUAAUUGAAAUGCAUUCCAGGUGACUACCUCAUGAAGCUGGUUGAGAGAAUGCCAAGAGUGUGCAAAGCUGUCAUCAAGGCAAAGGGUGGCUACUUUGAAGAAUCUAAAAUAUUUUGAUUUGAUUAACACUUUUUUGGUUACUCGUGUUAUUUCAUAGUUUUGAUGUCUUCACUAUUAUUCUACAAUGUAGAAAAUAGUUUAAAAAAUAAAGAAAAACCCUUGAAUGAGUAGGUGUGUCCAAACUUUUGACUGGUACUGUAUAUAUCAUCAUUUUGAGUCUUUUUUAUUUUUUACAUAAGUGGCCUGGAAAAGCACUUAGGCAGCCCGCCCAAGUCUUUUCUAUGCAGAAAAAAACCCUGGCUGCUGUACUUUUUAACAGAGUAUUAGGUAUUCUGCACAGUGGCUGUUAGACUGGCUGUGGGUUAGGUUUGAUUGGGUUUGCCUUUAUUUUUUACAAUGUUGUAGUACUGAAAAAGGACUACACAGGGAAAUAACCUCAGUCUGUCUCCUUUAAAAAAAAUAAGAACCUCAAAAGCUGCUGAGUUGGUUUAGUGGUUUUCAGAAGCUUGAUUUUACAUGUUAUAUUUAUUUUAGUUGUGAGGAAUGCAUGUAAUAUAAAUCAUUUGUUUGAAAUAAUAAGUCUGUCGUUCCACCAAUUCGGUGCCUUUUGAGAUGUGUAUUAUUUGUUGAUUUCACCUACUUUAGACAGUCAUAAAGAUCACAUGUUCAACUUUCCCAUCUCAAGGUUACAUUUUUUUAAAUGACUAGCAAGUGCCAAAUAUAGUAAGAAGGUUGACAAGUUCAUCUUAAAUUGGCCAUAAAUCCCCUAGUGGCAAAGGAAAUGUAAGCUUGUUGUGUGCAACAGGGAGGGGCAAUUGAAUGCACACUUCACAAAAUAAUACAAUUAUCUAACCUAGUUAUCUGUGGUUAACAGGGUUAUGCUCGGCCCGCUCAGUUUUCCACCACAAAACACCAGAAAUGUUUUCAGAAGAACCAGCUCAACUGCUCUUACUCAAUUAUUUGGACUAGUAGAUGUUCAAUGUUUAUUUUUAUUUAAAAAGGAAUAUUAUUUUAAAAGUUUCACCAUAUUAAAACGAGUUCAGUUCACUUAACCGGGUUGCGCUUAAAAUUAGGGAAAGGUUUAUUUUUUUCUUAAAUGAAUGACUAAUCACAUUUUAAAUUAAUAUUAAUCAGAAAUGACUGUCAAAGCAACAGAAUGACUAGGGCUUUACAAUGAUGGAGAAAUGUUAAUCUUCUUUGAAGUCAGAGGGACAUGUCAAAUGCAGAAUUUUGGCACGUUAGCAAGUCUUUAUUCAUAUAAAAAAUAUAUUUAUUGAAUUCUCCAUGUGGUCUAUAUUAAAGGCCACUUCAUUAAAUAUAACGCUUUUAAAAUUCAGUAUUGGUGCACAAUUUUGUACUUAAAAUAUCAAAAGGACGCAAAAGGCACUUAUUUCGUGGAACGACCCACGUAGAAUUUGAUUGUUUUAAUUUUUAUCCCUGGACAGAAUGUGAGUGUGUGAAUGCAUGUACGCAUGUCUAAAUGUGUCCAUGUAACCAAUGACGAGUGUCUCUUAUGAUGAGCUAAAAAGCACAUAAUUCAGCAAAUGAAAAACUGAAUCAAAACAUUGCCUUCUGUUUUAGGGAAUCUGUUUUUACAGACAGUACUUUGUCGUUUUAGGAUUAGUGGUACUACACUAGUUUGCGCUUUCAUUCUGAAUGCUGUGUGUGUGUCUCUCUGUCUGCCUGUCUGACUGCAGAAAGUUUGUACUGUGUGUCUUAUCUAAUGUACUUAUCCUUGAAGGAUGUUUUUGUACAUGUUAAGUCUAACAGAUGCUUUUAUCCAAAGCAAUGUACUGCGCUGAUAAUACAAUACCACUCACACUGGUCCUUGGUUGUUUUUCUAUAUCCGUGUUGGUUGAAAUACAACAGAAGCACCCCAGAUGUCCUUACCUCCAUUUUGGGAGAUAUACUCACUGCCUGCCCCUAUGCAACAUAUACCUGACACGUACAACACAUUACUAAAGGUGUGAUGUGAUGAUUCAGUGGAGGCAGAAACCAAUUUCAUUCCAUUAACAAACCACCAUGUCUUAAUUCAUGUAUCUCCCCCAUUCUGGCGUUGGGACUGCAAUACUGUUAUUGGACAGCAGGGGGAGACACUUAGUCUCAGAUCAUUACCUAUACUGUAAUGGUUUUUGCACAGACUUCCACUAUAUUGAACUGGGUGUGUGCACAUGUGUAUCACUUCACUUCUGUCCCUAUGACUGUGUCGGUUACAAAACUGGUUCAAUCCUUUCCCAGUCGUUGGUAUGUCUCACUAAUGUCGUUGUGGAUACUUUUCCAUCACAGAUAGACAAAUGUCCCAGUGUAGUUGUAUUGUAGGAGAGCUAAACAAAGGACAAGGUUCUAUUAGGCUAGUUUAGCAGUGCUGUCCAUUGAACAUUGGGAACUAUACAUCUUUCAGGGGUGUUUCCUCAACUGUGUUUUAAUGCUGUGAUACCACUGUAGUGAAGUGCGAGGGAAGGAAGAGCUGUUUUGUAACGGGGGUGAGAAUGUGAAAAAUGGUGCCACUUCUGAGAUGUACUUUGGUUUUUGUUUAACGUGCCUUUUUGAUGAACAAUCAUUUGGUUCCAUAAAGCAUGUUAAGUCGGUAACUUUCUCUCUUUAGGUCCGGGCUGGAAACAUUGUGAAUGGUAUCUUGCCACGUGCACUAUAGCUCUUUACUAUGACGGUACAAAGCAGCAUACAGGACCUGGUACUCUUUGUGUCCCUAAACUCCUUAGAUUAAAGAAAAUUGCACAUUUUUCAUUGAACUCCCUAAUGACUCUGGACUUGGGCUUUUUGAAGGAUAAUUGUUUGUGUGAACACAUGUGUGUUCUCUGUUACUGUGUGGGUGUGUGUGAGUAUGGUCCUGUUGUGUGAGCAAGCAUGCAUCCCUCCCUCUUUUAUAUCUAUGCAGUGACCAAGUACAUUGAAGUCCAUAUAAGUUGGAAAUACUUAAAAUGGCUAUACUACCUAUGUGUGUAUUACAGGUGUGUGUGGGUGUAACCUGAAUUUUCAGUCCAAUACGAUCCCUUUCAGCCUUAUAGCACUUGGCAAAAGGCAGUUAAUCUUAUUUUGUAAUAUUUUCCAAGGUGUGAAUUAAAAACCUGAUGGUUACAUCACAGAUGAAA